This is a messenger RNA of Rhododendron vialii, 2826 nucleotides long. RefSeq names its product receptor-like protein 9DC3. Gene Ontology annotation, molecular function: protein binding. The coding region runs from base 1 to 2826 and encodes 941 amino acids. Lineage: Eukaryota; Viridiplantae; Streptophyta; Magnoliopsida; Ericales; Ericaceae. The record is from RefSeq and is a predicted model, not a curated record. The transcript is spliced from 8 exons.
AUGGGCCUUCAACAAGUAUGGCUUUCCUACAAUCUACUAUUUAACCUCUUCUUCUUCUUUCUCUUCCUUUGCCAAAUCACUUGUUUGCAUGCCCAACUAUGCACUCAAGAACAGAACUCUGCGCUGUUGCAACUGAAAGGAAGCUUUUCCUUGGAUAAAUCUGCUUCUUUUCCAAAGAUGGAGUCUUGGAAAAAGGGUUCUGAUUGUUGUUCCUGGUAUGGGGUCGAGUGUGACAGAGAGACGGCACCUCAACGGCUCAACCUCUCUGAGUCUGCUUUUUCGGGCAAAGUCCCGCCUGGAGUCUCCUACCUAAACAAACUGGUGUCGCUUGAUCUCUCUUACAAUUUUCAUUUGAGAUUGGAAGAAGGCGGGUUCGAGUUACUCAUUCAAAACUUAUCCAAGUUAAGAGAUCUUGAUCUUAGCGGGAUAAACAUCUCUUCUUCAGUGUUUCCCAAUUUCUUGCUCAAUUUAACUUCUUUAAGAACCCUCGGUCUCAGAGAAUCUGGUUUACAUGGAGAAGUCCGGCCUAGAGUCUCCUACCUAAACAAACUGGUGUCGCUCGAUCUCUCUUACAAUUUUGAUUUGAGAUUGGAAGAAGGCGGGUUCGAGUUACUCAUUCAAAAUUUAUCCAAGUUAAGAGAUCUUGAUCUUAGCGAGGUAAACAUGUCUUCUUCGGUGGUUCCAAAUUCCUUGCUCAAUUUGACUUCUUUAAGAACCCUCGGUCUCAGAGGAUCUGGUUUACAUGGAGAAGUCCGGCCUAGAGUCUCCUACCUAAACAAACUGGUGUCGCUUGAUCUCUCUUACAAUUUUGAUUUGAGAUUGGAAGAAGACGGGUUCGAGUUACUCAUUCAAAAUUUAUCCAAGUUAAGAGAUCUCUCUCUUAUAGGCGUAAACAUGUCUUCUUCGGUGGUUCCAAAUUCCAUGCUCAAUUUGACUUUUUUAAGAACCCUUCGUCUAGGAGAAUCUGGUUUACAUGGAGAAUUCCCUAGCAGAGUAUUCCACUUACCACAUCUACAUAACUUGGUAAUAUUGUAUGAGGAGGGAAUAUUGCCGGACUCAAUUGCUAAUCUGAAGUCCUUGAAGCAAUUGGUCAUCCGUCAUUCCGAAUUCCACGGAUCCAUUCCUACUUCUCUCUGGAGCCUUACACAAAUCACUUAUUUGGGCCUCUCAUCCAACAAUUUCCAUGGUAUCCUCCCAUCUUCAAUUUCAAACCUUACACAAAUCACUUCUUUGGACCUCUCAUCCAACAAUUUCAGUGGUACAAUCCCAUCUUGGGUCUUCGAAUUACCCGCACUCAUGUACUUAGAUCUCAGUUAUAACAAACUGAUUGGUCACACACUUGAGUUUCAAUCCUCUUCGUUGAAGUUUAUUGAUUUGAGCAAUAACGACCUAAAUGGUACUGUUCCAAAUUCAACCUUUGAACUCCAAAACCUUACCCAUCUUAUUCUUUCUUCAAAUAGCUUUUCUGGCACCAUUCCUAGAUCAAAUAGAUUCAGUAAAAAUCUCAAUGUACUCGCUUUAAAGAUGAAUAACUUCUUUGGCACCAUUCAUGAUUCAUUUACAAGGAGAAAUAGCUUGACAACUAUCAAUCUUUAUGGCAAUGGAUUUGAAGGGCCAAUACCGAAGUCUCUGAUUAACAGUAGAUACUUGGAAGUGCUAGAUCUCGGAAGAAACAAGUUCUUCGAUGAAUUUCCGCAUUGGUUGGGAAAUUUACCGUACUUGCAUGUCCUAAUCUUGCAAUCCAACAAAUUUCAUGGAUCGAUCGUGACUUCCACGACCAAAUUUCCCUUCCCCAUGUUGCGAGUUCUUGAUAUGGCGAACAAUAAUUUCACUGGUCCAUUGCCCAUAAAGUACUUCAAAAGUUUCAAAGCAAUGAUGAACGUGGAUGAGCAUUUUGAUUUGGAGUACAUGGGAACUGGUAGUUAUUAUGAUUCUCUGACUAUAGUAAUCAAAGGAUCGACCAUUGAUAUGGAACAAAUCCUUACAGUUUUUACAGCCGUGGAUUUAUCAAGCAACAAGUUCGAUGCUGGAAUGGUUGGACCUCUCAUCAAACAAGCUCACUGGGGAGAUACCUCGACAACUCACGAAUUUAACUUUCUCGGAACGCUCAACCUUUCGCAGAAUCGCCUAACGGGGCCUAUACCACGAGGCAAACAAUUCGAUACAUUUUCGAAUGGUUCUUACAUCAACAACUCGGCGUUAUGCGGGCCUCCAUUGUCGAAUACGUGUGGCGAUCCUAAGGCAGCACAGCCACCACCGUCGAGAUUUGAAGAAGAAGAUUCAGAUCCACUGAGUGGAAUUGGUUGGGAAGUCGUAUUGCCAGGGUAUGGAUUUGGGCUGGUAGUUGGACUUGUCAUGGGAUAUCUUAUGUUCUCGUUCGGUAAACCUCACUGGCUUGUGAAGAUGGUUGAAGGUGUUAUUGUAUGGUUCCUAAUACCUAGGAUUCGUAGGUUACGAUACGAAAAUUCCGUUGCAAAUUAUUCGUCGGCUAUUAUGUUACAACAGCCUUACAGGUCAUAUAACAUAGCUAUUAGGAAAUUUGACAAAGCUCUAAUCAUUGGACCUCUCAUGAAACAAGGCACACAAGGGAGAUCCCUCGACAGGUCACAACAAUUUGGGCGCAACCAGAACCACUACCCUCGAUGUUACAACAAGAAUAUGAUUCACAAUCUUCAAGUGGAUUUGGUUGGGAAGUUAUAUUGCCCGUGCAUGUGCUGCUCUAGCCCAAUUUACACUUCGAGAGAUGGAAAAGGAAUGGGGAAAUAUUUUCAAGUACCUCUUUUCAUGUGCGGUGCAUAUGCUGUGAGACUGAAGUGUGAUCUUUAG